UUUUCGAAAAUGGCAGCUCCCAUGUCUGCAGCCGCGAAGUCUGACUCCAAUUCGGAUAAACAAACAUUACUGGCUGUUCUUCAGUUUCUGCGGAAGAAUAACCUUAAGGAAACUGAAGCUUUGCUGAAACAAGAGGCACAGAUUAAAGAUGAGGAUGUCAAACCACAGAGUUCAACACAAGGAGAAUCAGACGUGUCACACGCCUUGGCAGCAUAUAAAAGUGAGAAUGACCCAACCCUGUAUGAAGACUUUUACAUUGACCUGAAAAACUUCAUAGAAUCCUGUCUAGAUGUUCAUAAGGUGGAGCUGAGUAUGAUCUUGUACCCAGUGUUUGUUCACAUGUACCUGGAGCUGGUCUUCAAUGAACAUGAGAAACAAGCCAUACAUUUCUUUGAGAAGUUCUCCAAAGAUCAAGAAGAGUAUUACAAAGAAGAUCUGAAGAAACUUUCUACCGUCACCAAAAAAGAGCACAUGCAAGGGAACUUACUUAUGGAAAACUUCAAGUCAAGCAAAUUUGUCAUAAAGAUGUCCCGUGAUUCUUACAACCACGUGAAACGUCAUCUGCAGGAGAAACACAUGAAAAUGUUGCUGACAAUAAUCCAAGAGCAUCUCUUCAUCGAUGUAUUUGAUGGAGUGCCGAGGAAUAAGGAGCAGAUUGUUGCGUGUAGCGGGGGAAUGCUGGGAGAAGCGUUGCGAGAAGCGAACAAGUCUAAGGUGUAUUAUGGGCUGCUGAAGGAACCAGACAUGAGCAUCCCUAUUGAGGAGGAUGAAGAUGCUGGGGAUGAGGACAAACCAAAGAAAAAGAAGGCCAAGAAAGACCCUUUGUUGAUGAAAAAAGCCAAGAAUGACCCCAACGCUCCCGCGGUGACCAGAGUACCCCUCCCUGAACUGAAGGACCAAGAUAAGAUAGAGAAGAUAACAGCAUUCCGAGAAGCCAACAAACGGGUGAAGGUUGGCCCUGAUGCUCUCCCUUCCAUCUGCUUCUACACAUUCCUCAAUAGCUACCAGGGGGUGACAGCUGUAGAGGUAAGUGAUGACUCCAGCCUUUUAGGAGCAGGGUUUGCCGACUCAUAUAUCCGAGUCUGGAGCACAUCGCCAAAUAAACUGCGGGGAAUUAAGAAAAACUCAGAGCUACAGCUCAUCGACAAAGAAGCAGAUGAUGUGUUGGAGCGAAUGAUGGACGAUAAAUCAGGCAGUGAUUGUAAAACCCUGGUGGGUCAUUCUGGUCCAGUGUACAGCAUCUGUUUUAGUCAUGACAGGAAUUAUCUUAUCUCUUGUUCUCAAGACUCCUCCAUUCGCUUGUGGAGCCUUAAGACUUGGAGUAACUUGGUGUGCUACAAAGGUCACAACUUCCCCGUCUGGAGCGUCAGAUUUAGCCCCCAUGGACACUAUUUUGCGUCUGCGGGUCAGGAUAAGACGGCCCGCCUCUGGGCCACGGACCACCAUCAGCCGCUGCGGAUAUUCGCUGGUCAUCUCUCUGAUGUUGAUAGCGUAUUGUUCCAUCCAAACUCCAACUACGUGGCCACGGGCUCCAGCGACCGGACGGUUCGUCUCUGGGAUGUCCUCAAUGGAGAAUGUGUGCGGGUGAUGACAGGACACAAGGGAACUGUUCACACAUUGUGCUUCUCGCCUGACGGGAAGUAUCUGGCAUCAGCAGGUCGGGAUAAGGUGAUCUUACUGUGGGACCUCUCCUCCGGAGUAAUGGUGGCACAGUUUGUCUCACACGCGGACACAGUUUACAGUCUCUGCUUCAGCCGAGGGGGUGGAGUACUGGCUUCAGGUGGACUGGAUAGUACUGUGAAGUUAUGGGACAUGAACCUGGUAUUGACGGAGAUGGACACGGACGGUGACGCCAGCAUUCCUUCCUCACUCAUCGUAAACAACAACCCUAAGCUGCUGAUUGGUUCUUACCGAACGAAAAACACGCCUGUUUUGAAUCUCCAUUUCACGCGUAGGAACUUAUUGCUGGCUUGUGGACCUUAUGUGCCUUCAUGACGACUCCUCAUUGGGGAGUUAUAAACAAGGGAGACAAGUGUGUCACCUGAAAAAUGACUACCAUGAUCUCAUUUUGAGGGAUUUUGACGAAACGGUCUCGGUCUAGUGGCUUUUUUGGUUGAAUUGUGAACAUUCUUACAUGCAAGACCGCAUGAAUUUUGUUUAAAACGAGUGAAAUCGAAGCUAUUCAACUUAACAAGGGGCGAUUGUAUGAUUACACCGACAGGGAGGCAUGGUUGUGAACUGUAGUGAACGAUAGUGUGGUUGGGAGGAAUAAACGUAGCAGUAUACCGGAGAUUGUAGAGAGGACAUUGAUCGCCAUUGUCAGUGUUGCUGUUGUUGUUGUUGUGAGGGCGUCAGUAAGAAUCUCUUUAGAAGCGCUGACGAUCUGCUUGUAUUUUGAGAGAUCAGCACUUACUCUCGGCACGAGAUCAUGUCGAGGGUCCAGACAAAAAUGCGAGGAUUUGUGCGCUUUCUCAAAAAUUUUAAAUCCAUGACCUCAUGACGUUAUGGAAAAACCCGUGUUUGUCAAAUCUCUACAAAGCCUGCUAGUAACAAUAUUCAACAUUUUGCUAAGGCAGUGCAAAUCCUAAAAAUACAAGGAAAGAACCAGUGAAAAUCGAAGUUUUAAUCCACGUAAUGAUAAUCUUGUCCAUAGGCAGAGUGUAAACUCUGCUUAUAAAUUGUUCUCGUCUUAUAAAUUGUUCUAAUAAAAUUGUUCUCGUAAUCGUUUUUGAAUAUGUGAACAUUUUUGUAUUUAAAAUGAAAUAGACAAUAAAACCACGAAA
Molecule: messenger RNA, 2783 nt
Organism: Liolophura sinensis
Lineage: Eukaryota; Metazoa; Mollusca; Polyplacophora; Chitonida; Chitonidae
Product: transcription initiation factor TFIID subunit 5-like
Exons: 19
Coding region: 10-1995 (661 amino acids)
Biological process (GO): transcription initiation at RNA polymerase II promoter
Cellular component (GO): transcription factor TFIID complex
Molecular function (GO): RNA polymerase II general transcription initiation factor activity; protein binding
Source: RefSeq, a predicted model, not a curated record